This is a messenger RNA of Cladocopium goreaui, 669 nucleotides long. NCBI's taxonomy places the organism in Eukaryota, Dinophyceae, Suessiales, Symbiodiniaceae. The record is from the annotation of a GenBank genome assembly.
AUGCCGGUGAAAUUCCAAUAUCCGGGGCUGGACGUGGUGGCUGGCAAUGUGGUCACGCCCAAGCAGGCCCAGCCGCUGAUCCAAGCAGGGGCAGACGCUCUUCGGGUCGGCAUGGGCAGCAGUAGCCUGGAUUCUUUGCCAGAGGCACCUGCAGUGGGGCGACCGCUUGGCAGCGCAGUUUACCACGUAGCUCGUUAUGCCAGCGAGUUCAAGGUGCCCGUGAUCGCAGAUGGAGGCAUUGCCACCAGUUCAGCGGCCACCAUAGCCUUGGCGUUGGGCGCAUCUGCCGUAAUGUGCGGUUUUUUACUUGCUGGAACCACCGAAAGUCCUGGCGAUGCCUUCUAUCACGAUGGCAUGAGGAUGAAGCUCUACAAAGGCAUGAGCUCACUGGAGGUGGUUCCUUCUCAAUUGGAAGCCAAAAAAUACAGCCGGCAGGGUGAGGACAGCGGCCUAAAGAGGUUUGAUGGCGGCUGCUGUUGCGCCGUGGUUGACCGAGGGCCUGCGAAACCCCUCAUAGCAGCCAUGCUGGAUGGCGUGAGAAAGGACUUAAAAAGGUUGGGUGCCCAAACUGUCAAGGAACUACACGAAGAUUUGUAUACCAUGAAGACUCGCUUCCAGGUCCGAUCUGCGGCCUCCUUUACCGCAGCCCGAAGAGGUGUUUUCGCAUGA